GCCAGCUCCAGCAGCGCGCCGCCGGAGCCCCUGGGCCUGGGCCCGCAGGCGCCGCCGGGCGCCGGGCGGGCCGCCGAGGCGGCCGCGGCGGCGGGCUCUGCCGAGGCGGCGGCCGGGCUCGGCCCGUGGGCGUGGGCGCCGGGGCUUGCGCCGCCCGGCAGGGCGGCGGGAGGCACGCCCGCGGCCGCCGCGCCGGCGCAGCACGGCGUGGCGAGCCGGCAGGUGCAGGGCGCCGAGGCGUCGGUGGAGUUCCUCUGCCGCAAGUUCGAGGCCCUGACGGCGCAGCUGCAGCACGAGGAGCGGGCCCGCGAGGCGGCGGAGCGGCGGGGGCAGUCGCUGGCCUCCGAGGUGGAGGCGGCCGAGGCGGCCCUCGUGGCCGCGCGCGCGGCCAGCGACUCGGCGCUGGCGGCGUCCCGCGCCAGCGCCGAGGGCGCUGGCCGCCGGGCGCUGCUGCAGGCCCAGAGGGCGGAGGAGGAGCACGCCUCCACCGAGCGGCUGGAGGAGCAGUGCGCCCGCCUGGCGGAGGCCUGCCGCGCGGAGGACGUGCGCUGCCGCCGCACUUUGGAGCGCCUGGCGGCCGAGGAGCGCGAGGUGGUGCAGCAGGAGUGCGAGGAGGCCGAGCUCGUGCGCCGCCUCCGGCAGGUGGAGGCUGAUGGGAGGGUGUCGCUGGAGGACCUCCGCAUCGCGCAGCAGCGGGCCCUGCUGGCGCACAACGAGGAGCACGCCCUCGAGCAGGACGCCGCGGCGCUGGAGAGCUCCAACGUCGCCCGUCAGGCGGAGAACGAGGCGUCUGCACGGCUCCUGAGCGUGGAGUCGCGGCGUCUCGCCGAGCAGGAGCACAGGGCGGAGGCGCUCCAGGAGACCAUCGCGCGCACUCGGUCCGACCACCUGGCCCUGGACCAGCGCCUGGCGGCGCUGCGCGGGGAUGGCGGGCUUCUGCGUGCUGAGGCAUCGGCUGCCAGACAGGAGAUCCAGGUGGCCCGGCGGGAGGCCGAGGCGCGUGCAGUGGAGCUGGGGCAGGAGGAGGACGCUUGUGCCGCACUGGCUGAGGAGCUCCGCCAGGUGGAGCAGCGAAGGGCUGCCGUGGCAAAUGAGAGCGCCGCGCAGCGGGCCGAUCAGGCCGAGCUCGAGUCGGCGCUGGAGAGCCUCCAGAGGCGCCGCGAGGAGGCCCUGGCCUGCAAGGGCGAGCUGGAGGCGCGCGUGGGCGAGCUGACCACCGAGGAGCAGCACCAGGCGGCGGUGGCCCCUGGCCUCCGCAGGAGCCGGCACGCGGACGACCUGGCGCUGGAGGACGUGCAGGGCGAGCUGCAGGCGGCCCUCCGCCGCCGCGAGGCGCUCGUCGGGGACCUGGCGCUCAACACGAGGGCGCACGACGCCCUGCUGCAGCAGCUCCAGCGGGUCCGGCCAGAGCUCCAGGAGGCGGACGACCGCUGCAGGUGCCUGCAGGGCGAGCUCGCGGACCGCGCGCGGGCGCUGGAGGACGAGCUCACCCAGCAGCGCCGCGCGCGCCAGGAGCUCGCCGCACUCGCGGGCCCCGCGCGCGAGUUGCGGCGCCACUGGGCAGAGGCGGAGCCGCGCCCCGCGCCGCUGGCCGCAACCUGGGGUGACGGCCGCGGGCCUCCGCCCUGCGGCGCCCGCGCGAGCGCGGCCGUGGCCGCCGCAGCGCUGGCCACUGGCGAGGCGGCCGCGCUGGCGGCGGCGCCGCCGCCGCCCAGCAGCGCCGCCGCACCCCUGCAGCGGUGCCCCGCGCCCGCGUGCGCGGAGCCUCCCGCGGCCGCGCUGCGCCUGCUGGAGCCGCGCGCCCACGGCGCGGGAGGGGGCACGCAGCGCCACGGAGGGCUACGCGGGGUCGGCCAGCCUGCACCAGCCUUCGUUGCGAGCCUGCCCGCCUCGGCCAGCGACCGGGAUG
Messenger RNA from Prorocentrum cordatum, 1909 nucleotides. The record is from the annotation of a GenBank genome assembly. NCBI's taxonomy places the organism in Eukaryota, Dinophyceae, Prorocentrales, Prorocentraceae.